Molecule: messenger RNA, 3210 nt
Organism: Andrographis paniculata
Lineage: Eukaryota; Viridiplantae; Streptophyta; Magnoliopsida; Lamiales; Acanthaceae
Product: calmodulin-binding transcription activator 4
Exons: 12
Coding region: 233-2965 (910 amino acids)
Biological process (GO): regulation of transcription by RNA polymerase II
Cellular component (GO): nucleus
Molecular function (GO): transcription coregulator activity; protein binding; double-stranded DNA binding
Source: RefSeq, a predicted model, not a curated record
UGCCUUCACAUGAGCGCGGCAGCAAAGGUCAAAGGUUGACCACCCUCUGAAGAGGUCUUCGUCUCCGGUCGUACGGCACCGCCUGAGUUCCAGCUCGCGGCGGUCGCGGUUGUUGCAGAGCGUUCUCUGAUUACGCUGGUUGAAGUUUGGAGUGAUCUCUUUGCAGUUUCUCCGGUUUGGAUUUCUCGGCUGUGGUCGCAGUGAUAUAGUAGAGUCGGUGAUUGAUUGUACGAUGCAAUCAGGACUUGAUAUCAAUCAUCUGGCUAGAGAAGCUCAAACCAGGUGGCUAAAACCCAUUGAAGUGUAUUUUAUACUAAAGAAUCAUGAGGAGCACCAACUUAUGCAACAAAUCCCUCAAAAACCAACUAGUGGUUCUUUGUAUCUGUUCAACAAGCGAGUUCUAAAAUUUUUUCGUAAAGAUGGUCAUAAAUGGCGUAGAAGGAAGGACCAGAGAACUAUUGCUGAAGCUCAUGAACGUUUGAAAGUCGGGAGUGCUGAAGCCUUAAAUUGUUAUUAUGCGCAUGGAGAGGAGAACCCUAGCUUUCAGAGGCGCAGCUACUGGAUGCUGGAUCCGGCAUUUGAGCACAUUGUUCUUGUUCACUACAGAGAUGUUAGUGAGGGAAGGCAGAAUGCUAGGUCAACAUCUGUAUUCUCUCCAGCUAUUAUUAGUCCUAGUCCUAGCUCCUACACACACCAGCCAGAAUCCUCAUUUGUCAUUGGUGAAUUACAUCACAAUGAAUUGAGUCCCGACUCCGUGGAGAUUAACUCUGGUGAAAUCAACAACAAUUUUCGGCCAACUCCAGUGGUGAACAGUUUAUCAUCUCCUGAUUUAAACCAGGCCUUGCAAAAAAUUAAGCAUCAGUUAAGUUUAAAUGACGACGAGGUGAAAGAUAUUGGCUCAUUCAACCAUCAAGCUGGGGAUUCAAAUGAUUUAGAUGUACUGCAUGAUUAUGAAUUGUCUGGUCAACUUUCAAAUGACUCGGACAUUCUUCUUUUUCAACAACACCCAGGUGUCAGGAUUGAACAACAAAAUCACUUAUCUGGUGUUGAAGUUGAUAUUUGGAGUGAGAUGCUAGAUGGCUCCAAAAGUUUGCCAAGUGUCGAGUCACAUGCGCAGCAGGGCCACCAAUAUGCUUCUUCCCUGGAUUUUCUGCAAGAAGAUGCUUCUAUCGGAUAUCCUACAUAUUCUCCUCCUGUAUUGAAUCCUUAUGGGAUCAUCCCAGACAACUAUUCAUCAAUAUUUAACCAAAAUGAGCUGGAAAUGCCACUUGAAGGCAAUAUAAGCUUGACCACUGCCACAAAGCAAAAGUUUACAAUACGAGAGAUAUCUCCAGAUUGGUGCUACUCGGAAGGUGCAAAGAUUGUUAUUAUCGGAUCUUUUCUCUGUGAUGCAUCUGCGAGUACUUGGGCAUGUAUGUUUGGUGGCAUUGAAGUUCCUAUUCAGAUCAUUCAAGAAGGUGUCCUUUGUUGCAAUGCUCCCCCUCUCUUGCCAGGAAAGGUCACACUUUGCAUCACUUCUGGCAAUAGAGAAUCCUGCAGUGAGGUCAGGGAGUUCGAAUAUCGUCCUAAGCCUAGUGUUUGCUCACACAAUAUUCCACCUGAAACAAGUUCAGAAGAGCUCUUGUUGCUUGCUAGACUUGUGCAAAUGCUAUUGUCUGAUUCACCAACCGAAGUAGAUAACUAUGGGUUAAGAUCAGCCGACGACUCGCUGAACCAAAUCGUUGAUGCACUUUUGGAUGGCACUUCAGCCCCUUCGACCACUAUCAAUUUGCUUGUACAAGAACUUCUAAAGGACAAGCUGGGAGCAUGGCUUUCAUCGAAGUUCCAAAAGAACAAGUUAAGUCACUGCUCUUUGUCAAAGAAAGAACAAGGAGUCAUACACAUGAUUGCCGGACUGGGAUUUGAAUGGGCAUUGCAACCAAUUCUGAAUUCUGGAGUUAAUGUCAACUUCCGCGACUUUCGUGGAUGGACUGCACUUCAUUGGGCUGCUCGAUUCGGGAGGGAAAAGAUGGUCGCAGCUCUAAUUGCAUCUGGCGCAUCUGCCGGAGCUCUUACAGACCCAAACUCACAGGACCUAACCGGUAAAACUCCGGCAUCAAUAGCUUCCAUCAGCGGCCACAAAGGACUUGCCGGUUAUCUUUCAGAAGUUGCGCUUACAAGUCACCUCUCAUCCCUAACAAUGGCGGAAACCGAGUUAUCGAAAGGAUCUGCUGCCGUGGAAGCAGAAAGAACUGUGAAUAGUUUAUCACAUGCUAGCUCCUCCAUUGACGCGGAUCAUGUUUCUCUUAAGCACACUCUGAAUGCAGUUCGGAACGCUACUCAAGCUGCUGCUCGUAUACAAUCUGCAUUCCGGGCUCACUCUUUCCUGAAGAGGCAACAGAAGGAAGCUGCAGCGACUAUUGGCGGUGCUAGUGGAGAUAAUUAUGGUAUAUUGGAAAGCGACAUUCUUGGUUUUUCGACUGCGCCGAAACCACCAUUCCGGACUCCACGUGAACACAAUGUAGCUAAUGUAGCGGCUUUGUCCAUUCAGAAGAAGUACAGAGGCUGGAAAGGUCGGAAGGAUUUCCUUUCGUUACGCCAGAAAGUUGUUAAGAUUCAGGCUCACGUGAGAGGCUAUCAAGUUAGGAAGAACUAUAAAGUUUGCUGGGCAGUCGGUAUACUGGAGAAGGUCGUGCUGAGGUGGCGCCGGCGAGGGGUAGGCCUGCGUGGAUUUAGACAGGAGUCGGAAUCAGUUGAUGAAAUUGAAGACGAAGACAUUCUCAAGGUGUUUCGUAAGACAAAUGUGGAUGUUGCUAUCGACGAGGCAGUAUCGAGAGUGUUGUCUAUGGUCGAAUCCCCCAAGGCCCGCCAGCAAUACCAACGUCUUCUUGAAAAAUAUCGUCAAGCUAAGGCUGAGCUGAAAUACUCGGAGUCGGAUACUCCGACGAUGUCGAAUUCUUCGUCGUCUUACCAUAUCCCUUAUUGACUGAAGAUCGACAGGUACAAACUAAUGGCUUUGUAUUAUUUUGGGUUUCAUUUCAUUUUCAGCAUUAUAGGGUUAAUUAAGUUGAAGUACAUGUUGGUUAUAUAUGUGUUUGUGUAUAUUUAAUGUUUGUGAUGCUAGUGGUUAGGGAGGGUGGAUUUAGAGGAAAUUCUGAGCUCUAACUAAAAAUGGUGGUAUUGUUGAUUGAUUAGAAAUAUAUGCACAUGUCUUAUGUGUGUUUGCUGUUU